Messenger RNA from Diceros bicornis minor, 3135 nucleotides. It is a transcript of the gene ZNF699, whose product is annotated as zinc finger protein 699. Gene Ontology annotation, cellular component: nucleus. The transcript has 8 exons. The record is from RefSeq and is a predicted model, not a curated record. Gene Ontology annotation, biological process: regulation of transcription by RNA polymerase II. NCBI's taxonomy places the organism in Eukaryota, Metazoa, Chordata, Mammalia, Perissodactyla, Rhinocerotidae. Bases 585 to 2504 code for a protein of 639 amino acids. Gene Ontology annotation, molecular function: DNA-binding transcription factor activity, RNA polymerase II-specific; RNA polymerase II cis-regulatory region sequence-specific DNA binding.
CACCAAGCCCAGUCACUAGCCUGGUCAGCGUCCGCUCCGUCCAACCCCAAUUCUUGCGCCAGGGAGCCACUGCACGUUUCCGCGGGAGGAAACGAGCACUUCUCCUCCGCUGGUGGCUGGAAGCAGCCGCCGCCCCGCUCCCCUCCUCCUUACCUGAUCCCUACGUCCCAGUUCCCGAGGCCCCGCCCGCUACGCUGUGCGCGGCGCUGAAGCCGGAAGCAAGUGCGCUUCUGCGCGUGCGCGAGGCGGCGGCCAUGUCUCCCAGCUCCCGCGCUCGGGUCUGAGGUUAAUUUUCGCCUCUGUCCGCUGCCAACGCGCCUCGGCUGGGCGGGCCCCAGGUCCGGUGCACGGGGGGCGGAGAGCUCGGCCUCGGGGCUCGGCGGUCAAAGGGCGGCCGCCACCGGAGCUUCUCUCCGCCGCGGCGCUUCCUCGGAGAGCCCCGGCCAGCUCGCUCCCCGAAUCAGCAACUCCGGGCUGGAUCCAGCAGUUGGAAAAGAAAAGCAUCCUUGCCAUUCGGGUCACGGGAAGAGAGCUCGACCUGGUUGUCUCCACGCUGCUCUGUGGAUUUCGGCGUGUUCGGGAACAUGGAGGAAGAAAGAACAGCUGCUGAAUUACAGAAAAAUAUGACACAGGACUCAGUGGUCUUUGAGGAUGUGGCUGUGGACUUUACCCAGGAGGAGUGGGCUUUGCUGGAUCUUGCUCAGAGGAACCUCUACAGAGAUGUGAUGCUGGAAAACUUCCAGAACCUGGCCUCACUAGGGUAUCCACUACACACACCCUGUUUGAUUUCCCAGUGGAAACAAGAGGAGGACCUGGAGACAGCGAAGAAAGGACCUUUCCAGGGGGAGUACCACGAAGGUUUUGAGACCCAACAUAAAACUAAUGAAUCAGUCACUCCACAAGAUAUUUGUGGAGAAAAAACAUCCAGUGAACAGAAAACAGUAAGAUUCAAAAGGAAUGAUUCCUGGUCGUCCAUUUUACACAAUAAGUGGGAAUACCAUGGUAUUGAUUAUCAGAACAAAAAUCAUGAGAGACAUUUGAGAAGUCAUGUGGUGGAGAACAUCUAUGAAUGUAAUGAAGAGAAUCAGUCUGGACAAAAAACCUUCAGCCAAAUUCCAAAUCUUAAUAUACCCAAGAGAACUACUGAAGUAAAAUCCUAUGAAUGCCGUGAAUGUAAAAACGCCUUCACAGAUCAUUUAUCCCUUAAGAAUCACAUCAAGUCUCACACUGGAAGCAAACCCUAUCAGUGUAAGGAAUGUGGGAAAGCUUUCCAUUUUCUCGCUUGUUUUAAGAAACAUGUGAAAACUCCCACUGAAGAGAAACCCUAUGAAUGUAAAGAAUGUACCAAAGCCUUCAAUUGUUCUUCAUUCUUUAGGGCACAUAUGAAGAUUCACGCCGGAAGGACAAACUAUGAAUGUAAAGAAUGUGGGAAAACCUUUAGCUGUUCUUCAUCCCUCACAGAACACAAAAGAAUUCAUAGUGGAGAUAAGCCUUAUGAAUGUAAGGAAUGUGGGAAGGCCUUUAGUUGUUCCUCCUCACUCUCCAAACACAAGAGAAUUCAUAGUGGAGAUAAGCCAUAUGAAUGUAAGGAAUGUGGGAAGGCCUUUAGUUCUUCCUCUCAUCUUAUAAUACAUAUAAGAAUUCAUACUGGAGAGAAGCCUUAUGAAUGUAAAGAGUGUGGGAAGGCCUUCAGUGAGUCCUCAAAACUCACUGUACAUGUCCGAACACAUACAGGAGAGAAACCCUAUAAAUGUAAGGAAUGUGGGAAAGCCUACAAUUGUCCCUCCUCCUUAAGUAUCCAUAUGAGAAAACACACUGGAGAGAAACCCUACGAAUGUCUGGAAUGUGGAAAAGCCUUCUAUCUUCCUACUUCCCUUAAUACGCAUGUGAAAAAUCAAAGUAGAGAGAGACCCUAUGAAUGUAAGGAAUGUGGAAAAGCCUUUAGUUGUCCCUCGUCCUUUAGAGCACACGUGAGAGAUCACACUGGAAAGAUACAAUAUGAAUGUAAGGAAUGUGGGAAGGCCUUUAGUCGUUCCUCAUCCCUCACUGAACACUUAAGAACUCACAGUGGAGAGAAGCCUUAUGAAUGUAAAGAAUGUGGGAAAGCCUUUAUUAGUUCCUCCCACCUUACAGUACAUAUAAGAACUCACACUGGAGAGAAACCUUAUGAAUGUAAGAAAUGUGGAAAAGCCUUUAUUUAUCCCUCAGCCCUUAGGAUCCACAUGAGAACGCACACUGGGGAGAAACCCUAUGAAUGUAAGGAAUGUGGGAAAGCCUUUCGCCAUUCUUCAUACCUUACUGUGCAUGCAAGAAUGCACACCGGAGAGAAACCCUUUGACUGUCUGGAAUGUGGGAAAGCCUUCAGUUGUCCCUCAUCUUUUCGAAGACAUGUCAGAAGCCACACUGGAGAGAAACCAUAUGAAUGUAAGGAAUGUGGAAAGGCCUUUGUUUGUCCUGCCUACUUUCGAAGACAUGUGAAAACUCACUCUAGAGAAAACACAUAAGGAAUAUGGGAAUGUCUGCAAGACUUUUUCAAAUCUUAGGCAAUAUGUGAGAUGUCACACUGUGGAGACACCCUACACCCUAUGAAUAAGAGAGUGGGAAAUUGUCGCUCAUGUUUUUGAAGACUUUUGAGAACUCACAACUGAGAAAAACCCUGUGUAUGUAAACCAUGUGGUAAUGCCUUCAUGAACAUCACUUAUUGUGUGUAAGAAAAUUCAUACUGGAAGCAAAGACCAGUGCCUCAUCCUUAGAUUGCUGGCUCAUUGAUUUUCAGUUUUUAUUUUCUGAUAUGAAUAUUUAAGGUGAUAAAUUUUCCUCUAAUACCUUUUCAGCCCCAGCCACAUAUGUUUUAUUAUAGAGUGCCUUUAUUUUGGUUCACAUGUAAAUGUUAUUUCCAUUACAAAGUCUUUUGGGCUCAUGGGGGAUUUGAAGUGUAUUUUUUCAUAUGCAGGCAGGAGUGGUCCUUUUUAAAAUUUAGGUUCUGAUUAACUCCUAUUGUGUGCAGUCAUUAUGAUAUAGCACUUUGGUAUUUGUAAUUUCUUUUGUAAUUGGUAAUUUCUUUUUGAUCUAGUGUGGCAGAUACUGGAAAUUGCCUACCCAGUAUUUUUUUCCCCUUUGUAGUAAGAACUUAAA